Molecule: messenger RNA, 432 nt
Organism: Sphenostylis stenocarpa
Lineage: Eukaryota; Viridiplantae; Streptophyta; Magnoliopsida; Fabales; Fabaceae
Source: the annotation of a GenBank genome assembly
AUGUACUGUUUCCUAUCCAUCGCUUUUGACCAUGAGGGACCCAACCACCUUCCACCUGAUAUUUUCAGUGCAAAGAAGGAAUACACUGUUGAACAUGGGAACGAUCGAGACAGUGAAAUAUGUUUGACUAAAAAGGCAAAUGAGUCAACUGCAACUGGUAGGCAUAGGAAUUGGACACUUUUUGCUGUGGUCUCCAAAGAACUGGAAGGUAACUUAUCCAACAUGCUAUUGUUUUCAUUUGAGCCAAAGAAGGAAGAUACUUUGGCUUCUGAGCUUCAGACCCACACAAUGCUAUACUUGAUGGCCAAUCAAAGAUUGAGCAUCACCAAGGAAGAAUGGACUAAAAAGAAAGUUGAACAGCUUGCAUCAACUCUAGCAACUUCAGCAACAGCAGCAGCACUUCCAAUUAUGGAAAGACCAGGACAACCAUAA